UCGGUGUCUCCGUGUCUCCUACAAAAGCAGAAGGCUGAAAGGCUCUCCAUACUCCAUCCACUCUUCCAUAUCGCUGGGUUCCCACUGUGAUUUCUUGUUGGUUCCCGGCUGGCAUUCUUCGUGAUCGUGCAGCUGCGGCAGUGCGGCGGCGUGGAGAGAUGAGGAGCAAGAAGGCGAAAGGCAGCAGCAGCAGCAGCAAGCUGGGGCGGUGGCUGGGCGCACCGGUGCGGGCGCUGUCGCGGGCGUGCGACUCGUACGUGCGCCAGAUGACGGCGUGCGCGGGGCGGAUGCCGACGCCCGCGGGCGCGUACGGCGGCCCCGGCGGGUUCGCGCCGAUUACCAUGGAGGCCGCGACGUUCAGCUCCCGCUCCCCGCGCCGCGGCGGGGACGAGGAGGAGGACCUCAACGAGCUCUUCCGCGCCCUGUCCCUACGCCAAGCCGCAGCUUCGGUGGCGGCGACGACGACGGUCCCGGUCCGCAGCCGGAGCGUGGCGGUGGGGCGGAUCGACGAGGACGCGCCGUGCGAGUUCUUCGGCGCCGACGACGACGUCGUCGUGCGCGUCGGCGGCGGCCCCGCCGUGCGCAGGGCCCGCAGCAUCGCCGUCGGCAGCGCUCGCCUCACCGCCCGCGCCGGGUACUACGGCGCCGUCUACAAGCCCGGAGCGGGCGUCGUGCGCGGUUGAUCCGGCGUCCGCGGUCGAUCCGUUCGUCGUCGGCAUCGUCGGCGCAUGCAGGCAUGCAACGGCGGCGCCGGGCGCCGGCUAGGCGGCAACGUCCUAUGUUUCUUACGUGUGCAUAACUAGCUUGACUUCGUCAGCGUUCGUAGCUCUUAGUACUGUACAUCAUCUUAGUUGUUCUUUCCAGUUUCCUUCGUGAUGUUUGUUUAGUGAUCAGGAUUUGUCACGACUUUAAUUUGGCGGUGGCGGCCAUGGGAGCAAAAGGGACACACGCGUAUGCGUGUGAAAGAUUGGAACGUGUGUGUAGGGAUCUGGUGUACAAUAUACUACAGCUACAAUCUACGUACCUACCGGAGUAGCUAUUGUUAACUCGUACGAAUCGGUCGCCAUUGUUUCACCUUCGGAA
This is a messenger RNA of Sorghum bicolor (sorghum), 1083 nucleotides long. RefSeq lists its product as uncharacterized. The coding region runs from base 159 to 683 and encodes 174 amino acids. NCBI's taxonomy places the organism in Eukaryota, Viridiplantae, Streptophyta, Magnoliopsida, Poales, Poaceae. The transcript has a single exon. The record is from RefSeq and is a predicted model, not a curated record.